This is a messenger RNA of Thelazia callipaeda (thelaziosis nematode), 507 nucleotides long. Lineage: Eukaryota; Metazoa; Nematoda; Chromadorea; Rhabditida; Thelaziidae. The record is from the annotation of a GenBank genome assembly.
AUGGAACAUUUAAUCUCGUCAACAAAAGAUCAUUCAGAACAACAUGAUAACAAGAAUCAAACAUUUCAAAAUCCAUCUGAUGAUCCAGUUAUAAGUAGUAAAUCAUUCGCAGAUUCUGAUAAAGAUUAUUUAGCUGUGAAGAUAGAAAUUGAAGAUAGACCUCAAGAAUUAAGCACUGAAAUGCCAUUUAGUCAUAAUUCAGAAAGAGGUCAGUGUAGUUCUGAAAGAUUUUUGAAACGCAAAGGUAAAAAACAAAAAAGAGUGAAACCACUAAGAAUUUGCAAUAGAGAUUCUGGAAAUGAAAGAGGUGGUGGAAGCGUUAACUUCGCUUCACUCAGAGAUGCUUAUCGUUAUUUUCUCAGAAAUUCUACUGUUGAAGCUAUAUCCGGUAAUUUUGGAAAUGUAAGACUCGGUAAAGCGGAUUUGUUAUCAUUUGCAAAGGCAUGUGCUACUCUACAAAUGGCAGCUCUAAAUUCAUACGAAAAAGUCGAGAAUAGACAUAAUUAG